AUGUCAACGAAAGAAGCACAAGAACAACUAAAACGUGAAGGCGAAGGCGCCCUUUCCACGUCCGAAUACUGGGAUAAACGCUACGCACAAGCCGAUGGCGAAAAUGCAACACACGAAUGGUUUCGUUCNUUUUCGGCUUUGCUGCCGUUNUUGCAAACAAAUCUUUUCGAUGCUCGACCUGUAGAUCAGAAGCCCAAGAUCUUGCACUUGGGUAGUGGUGAUAGCGUGAGUGGAUCACGAGGAUAUAAAGAUCAGCUCUGUGUGGACUUUUCGCAUAGAGUUGUCGAAGUCAUGUCAGCAAAGGAAGACGAUGGUGUAAGUUGGGCCUGGGCCGAUAUUCGUGAUAUGCCUCAGCAUGGCAGCAACAGUAUUGAUGUUGCGUUUGACAAGGGCACGAUGGAUGCUAUGAUCCACGGCAGUCCUUGGUCUCCUCCCGACGAUGUGAAAGACAAUACUUCACGCUAUCUGACAGAAGUGCAUCGCAUUCUGAANGAUGAUGGAGUGUUUCUCUACAUCACAUUCCGACAACCACAUUUUAUUCGUCCGCUACUGAGCGUCAACGACUUAUGGAGUCUCAAGAUGGAGACUUUGUCAGCUGGCGAAAGCUCAUUUGACUACUAUGGCUGGAUACUCACCAAGAACACCGCUGCAUCUACUUGA
Molecule: messenger RNA, 660 nt
Organism: Aureobasidium musti
Lineage: Eukaryota; Fungi; Ascomycota; Dothideomycetes; Dothideales; Saccotheciaceae
Source: the annotation of a GenBank genome assembly